This is a messenger RNA of Linepithema humile (Argentine ant), 2084 nucleotides long. The record is from RefSeq and is a predicted model, not a curated record. NCBI's taxonomy places the organism in Eukaryota, Metazoa, Arthropoda, Insecta, Hymenoptera, Formicidae.
CGAUCCAGUGGCAAGAUGCAGCCAGUCAACAUUUUUCAUCGUGCUCUUCUCGUUUUGCUGAUAAUCGCUAUCACCAUAUCACUCGCUAAAACAUUGCAACCCGUCAAGCUUCUCGCGGCACGAAAUCGUGCUAUGCUGAGGCGAAUCACCAUUUCUCGUGACGAAAAAUCCAAAGUUUGCUAUGAUUUAGUUGGUUGCUUCGCGGAUCCGCCGCAGCAUUUAUCGAUAAGGCGACCACCUGAGCAUCCUAGAGUGAUUCAAACUAGAUUCUUCCUCUACACGCGCACAGACCGACAAGAUCCGCAAGUCUUGCAAUACGGCGACAAUCAGAAAUCCAUCGUGCAUUCCCAAUUCAACACAAGCAAACCACUCAAAGUACUGAUACACGGUUACAAGGGCAGUGGAAGUGACGCUAGCUUCGUACAUGGCAUAAAUUUACUUCUGGAUACAGUAGACGCAAAUAUCAUCGUCUUGGAUUGGACGAAAGGCGCGGGCACGAGUUACGGAGCUGCGGUGGCGAAUAGCGAACUGGUCGGCCGACAAUUAGCCCUAAUUCUCCUAGACACCGUCAAUUUGGGAAUCAAUGUUAUCGAUAUUCACGUAAUCGGUUUCAGUCUAGGCGCACACGUGGCCGGCUGCGCCUCGGAAGUAUUGAAGAGAAAGAAUCUACUUUUGGGUCGUAUAACCGGUCUCGAUCCGGCGUCGCCGUUCUUCAGGCAUCACCUGUUCAGAGAGAAGUCGAGAAAAUUGGACACCAGCGACGCUCAUCUCGUUGAUGUCAUUCACACCGACGGCUCGCCAGAUUUCGCGGACGGCUUCGGCCUGCUCAAACCGAUUGGGCACAUCGAUUUCUUUCCUAACGGCGGCAGAGAGCAACCCGGUUGUACCGACGUUAAAAAUUCGGUAGUGGUCAGUCAUUUAAACGAGGAAUUACUGGACCGGAAUAUAGCAUGUAGCCAUCUUAGAGCUUGGUUCCUCUUCGUAGAAAGUAUUCGCUCGCAGAAUGAUGAGUGCAAAUUCAUCGCAUGGCCCUGUCCGCACGGAGGAAUAUCUUACGCGAAGGGAAUGUGUUUUCCUAUGGCGUCGACCAAUUGGAAUCAAGAGAUGGGUUACGCGGCUAAUCGCGGACCUUUAGGAAUUUAUUAUUUGGCAACUAAAGCCGAAAGACCAUUUUGCGGUCAACCACUGAGAGCAUCAGUGAUUACAUCCGAAAAUGUUCCAAAGACAUCUGGCGUAUUGCUCUUUAAAAUUAUUCUCGGUAACUCCACGACGCUCUUCAAAAUCCAAUGCACGCUUUACAUGUCCAAUGCCUUCUCAUGUUUCUGGGUUGCUGAGGCGUUUCAACCUUACUUAACAACACGACAUCCCAAAGAAGUGCAUUACACUGUAAUGACAGAGCAACAAUUUCGCGAAUCCAACAUUGAUGUUUCCUCACAAACCAAAAAGAUUGUAGGGACCAUUGGCUUAUUCAAGAGUCAUACAUUAGAGGGAAGCGCAUGGAUAAAGAGACUAUGUGUACACAAAGAGUAUCAAAGAAAGGGUGUAGCAACAUGCUUGCUUAGUGUUGCUGUACAAUUUGCAGCUGACGCAGGCUACAGUUGUGCUAAUUUAGCGUCUUCUGAAUACACGGAAGGGGGUAGAGAAUUGUGCCUUAAAAAGGGUUUUGAAUUGAAGGAAAUGUAUCAUAAAUCGAUUAUAGGAUCAUUUAUAACAAUAUUAAUGUAUGAGUUAAGUUUCGAGAUCAAAUCUGAUGAAGACAAUUUGCCUCCUCAAAACAAAAAAGAACUUCUUAAUCUAAAGUGUCAAUAAUAGAUUUUAAUAGCAUGAUUAAAAUAACGAAUCUGUUGGAAAACUAUUGAGACUGAUGAUUGAGCCUGAUACUAUAUUUUCCAAUAAAGUAAAAUGGUCCAAGUGAUCUUAAUCGCAGUGAUAACUCUAGUAUUACACAAUUUUAUGCAUUAUCUACUAAUAGUGAAAAAUAUUUUCUAUAAAAUAUUUAUCACAUAUUCCAAAUGUAGUAUGGUGCCUUACUUAUAAUAUAAUUUUAUAACGUAAACAGCAAAAAUAAAGAUACAUUUUUCUUA